Messenger RNA from Ipomoea triloba (trilobed morning glory), 1898 nucleotides. Its product is annotated as dihydropyrimidinase. The coding region runs from base 129 to 1730 and encodes 533 amino acids. Gene Ontology annotation, molecular function: dihydropyrimidinase activity. Gene Ontology annotation, cellular component: cytoplasm; cytosol. The transcript has 13 exons. The record is from RefSeq and is a predicted model, not a curated record. NCBI's taxonomy places the organism in Eukaryota, Viridiplantae, Streptophyta, Magnoliopsida, Solanales, Convolvulaceae. Gene Ontology annotation, biological process: pyrimidine nucleobase catabolic process.
CUCCGUUAACGACUUUUAAGUUUUAAUUCGAUACGAGAUCUUCUCUGACCUCAACAAACUGAGAACGCCCUACAGGCCCACACUAAAACUCAACGCCAUCGCUCGCAGAAACUCAGCUCUCUCCCGUCAUGGAUUUCAGGCUCCGAGCUCAGGCGAUUCAUCUCAUAGCUCUCGUCGUUCUCUCAUCCAUCAUUGCGCCUUCGUUACAAUCCGGCCAGUUUUGCGAUGCUGGAAUUGGAUAUGGAGAAUCCGGAUGCGGCAUUUCGUCGUCGAAGAUACUGAUUAAGGGAGGGACUGUUGUGAAUGCUCAUCAUCAGGAGGUGUCCGAUGUGUACGUGGAGGAUGGUAUCAUUGCGGCUGUGAAGCCUAACAUCAAGGUUGGUGAUGAUGUGAAAAUUAUUGAUGCAACUGGAAAGUUUGUCAUGCCAGGGGGAAUUGAUCCUCACACACACCUGGCAAUGGAAUUCAUGGGUACUCAGACAAUUGAUGACUUUUUUAGUGGACAGGCUGCUGCAUUAGCAGGCGGAACAACCAUGCAUAUAGAUUUUGUUAUUCCUGUAAAGGGUAGUCUGUCUGCAGGUUUUGAAGCAUAUGUAGAAAAGGCAAAAAAGUCAUGCAUGGAUUAUGGUUUCCACAUGGCAAUCACAAAAUGGGAUGAAACUGUUGCCAGUGAUAUGGAAAUCAUGGUCAAGGAAAAAGGUAUCAAUUCAUUUAAGUUCUUCCUAGCCUACAAAGGAUCUCUUAUGAUCAGUGAUGACCUUUUGUUGGAGGGAUUGAAGAAAUGCAAGUCUCUAGGUGCCUUAGCCAUGGUUCACGCAGAAAAUGGUGAUGCUGUAUUCGAAGGUCAAAAAAGAAUGAUUGAACUUGGUAUUACUGGGCCAGAGGGACAUGCACUGUCAAGACCUCCAGUGUUAGAAGGGGAAGCAACAUCUCGAGCAAUUCGCUUGGCUGGUUUUAUCAAUACACCUUUGUAUGUUGUUCAUGUUAUGAGCAUUGAUGCAAUGGAAGAAAUUGCUACAGCUCGGAAAUCAGGGCAAAGAGUUAUCGGGGAACCUGUAGUUUCAGGAUUAGUUCUUGAUGAUUCUGUACUUUGGGACCCAGACUUUAAUACAGCAGCCAAGUAUGUCAUGAGCCCACCUAUUAGAGCACCAGGACAUGGAAAGGCUCUUCAAGCAGCACUUUCAACAGGUCUUUUACAGCUGGUAGGGACUGACCACUGUACGUUCAAUUCAACUCAGAAAACCUUGGGAAUUGAUGACUUUCGGAAAAUACCAAAUGGUGUCAAUGGUAUUGAGGAGAGGAUGCACUUGGUUUGGGAUACAAUGGUGGAAUCUGGUCAAAUAUCCGUCACUGAUUAUGUUCGUUUGACGAGCACAGAAUGUGCACGGAUUUUCAAUAUAUAUCCAAGAAAAGGAGCAAUCUUUGCUGGGUCAGAUGCAGAUAUAAUCAUAUUGAACCCUAAUUCGAGUUUUGAAAUUAGUUCAAGUUCCCACCACUCAAGAUCAGAUACAAAUGUUUAUGAAGGGAGGCAAGGCAAGGGAAAAGUUGAGGUUACUAUUGCUGGGGGAAGGAUUGUUUGGGAAAAUGGUAAGCUGAAUGUUGUUCCAGGUUCUGGAAAGUACAUUAAGAUGCCACCUUUCAGUUAUCUUUUUGAUGGGAUAGAGAAAGCAGAUGCAACUCAUUUCUCAUCCUUAAGAGCUCCAGUGAAGCGAUAUAAAGCAACAAGUUGAGUUGUACAGGAUCAGUUGAACAGUUUUAUUGAAUUUCUCAUAUGCUGAUAUUACAAGUAUUAACUUAUAUCUACUACUGGUGUCUCAUAUACUGAUAUUACAUGUAUAUAACUUAUAUAUACUACUAUGGUGUAUGAAUAAUUGGUAAUGUAAAUUUUUGAUUAUGUA